UUGCUCUGGGGAUGUCAGUCAGAAUGGCUCCUCCUCUUCCUCUGAUCUUUCUCCUCGUGAUUCACUAUGUUUUCAGUGAAAAUGAUUGGGGUGUGAGUUACAGUCCUUCACACAUCUGUGCACUAAAGGACUCAUCAGUGAUAAUGAGCUGCACUUAUACAUACCCUACUGGAUAUAAGAUCAAGAAAGUGUUCUGGACCAAAAACCCUGUAAAGGGUAAAGAGCAUCCAGAUCUGUCUGAGGAUCCUGAAUACAGUCAGAGGCUUCAGUAUCUGGGAGACACACAGCAGAACCGCACCAUCAGACUGAGUCAUGUGACACAGAAAGAUGAACACAUGUACUAUUUCAGAUUCAUCACUGAUAAACCUGAUGGAAAAUGGCUUGGCAAUCCAGGAGUCACUCUUACUGUCACAGAUCUUCAGGUGGAGGCUCCUGAGAGAGUGACAGAGGGUCAUAAUGUCCGUCUGACAUGUAACAGCAGCUGCACUCUGACUGACAGAGCAACAUUCAUCUGGUACAGAAACUCACAGCCAUUAACUGAGAGAAGAGACGGAAACAAUCAACUCCUGCUGCAGUCAGUCAGAAGAGAGGAUGCAGGCAGAUACAGCUGUGCUCUACAUGGACACAGUUACAUCUCUCCUGCUGCUCAGCUCAGUGUCACGUAUGCACCAAAAAACUUGUCAGUGUCCAUCAGUCCAUCUGGAGAAAUAGUGGAGGGAGAUUCAGUGACUCUGAGCUGCAGCAGUGAUGCAAACCCUCCUGCUCUGAACUUCAGCUGGUUUAAAGGAAGAACUCUUGUAGGAUCUGGAAGAAUCUACAGCAUCUCAAACAUCAGCUCUGAUCACAGUGGAGAAUACAAGUGCAAGUCUAGAUAUGAAAAUAUAGAGAAAUACUCUGCUGCUGUGAAUUUAAACGUCAUGUAUUCUCCCAGGAGCGUCUCAGUGUCCAUAACUGGAUCUGGAGAAAUAGUGGAGGGAGAUUCAGUGACUCUGAGCUGCAGCAGUGAUGCAAACCCUCCUGCUCUGAACUUCAGCUGGUUUAAGGAGAAUCAAAGCUCAGCUGUUGGAUCUGGACAGAGUUUCAGUGCACUACAGAGUGGACGCUUCUACUGUGAGGCUCACAAUCAACAUGGAUCUCAGAGAUCAGACGCUGUUACUGUAACUGUUAUAGGUGGACAUAAUACAGUCCUGUAUGCAGCUGUUGUGAUUGCAGUCGGAUGUGGAGUUUUAUUUCUUAGCUGCAUCAUCAUGUUCUUGAGGAAGAGAAAAGGAGUCAGGCAGAUGCAGAUCAGAACAUGCAGUGUUCAACAGCCUUCCAGCUCUGACAGAAACCACUUUGAUGAUGGUCUGUAUGCUAGAGUUUCGGCCAACAGAACAGAUCAGACCGCAGGAAAAACUCCUGAAUCCACAGAUACUGAGAAGAUCAAGUACGCAAGCAUCCAGCACAUCAGAAACAAUGAAAGCAAGCAUGAGAAUCUGAGAAUGCACCAUCCUGAUUCUGCUGCGAGAAUAGACUGA
This is a messenger RNA of Sinocyclocheilus grahami, 1517 nucleotides long. Its product is annotated as B-cell receptor CD22-like. The coding region runs from base 12 to 1517 and encodes 501 amino acids. The record is from RefSeq and is a predicted model, not a curated record. The transcript has 9 exons. NCBI's taxonomy places the organism in Eukaryota, Metazoa, Chordata, Actinopteri, Cypriniformes, Cyprinidae.